GCAUCCAAUAUAUAAGAUGGGCCAAUUUAAUGGUUAAUUAUUAUUAUUAUUAUUAAUGCGUACAUUUAAUAAGUUGAAGAAAGUGGCGAUGAUGCCGUACCCCAAAAACACGAACGAGGAAGCCAAAGCCAACAAAGCCAGAAAACCCAAACCACCACCGAGUUUCGUUUCUCGUUUCACCACCACUUUCUCCUCGAUGGCGCGAAAACCCCUUCUGAAGCAAACCCUAGCUACGCUCUUUCUCUUCUUCGUGCUUUAUGCAAUCUUCAACGCCUUCUUCCACCCCACCGAUUCCUCCGCCUUCGACGCCGCCGCCACCUUCUCCUCCGCCUCCUCUGUCCUCCUCUCCGCUGGCACCACCAAAUCCUUAUACGUCAAGGUUUUCCUCUACGAUCUCCCGCGAAGGUUCACCUCCGGCGUCAUCCACCACCACACGCUUGCGCGUGGUAGUGGUGGUGUUGGUGGCAGCGCCUCACGCGCCACCCCCGAUGACGUGGCGGAUGCGCUAAAGUACCCCGGGCACCAGCAUAUGGCGGAGUGGUACCUCUUCGCGGAUCUCUCCCGAGCCGAGUCCGAACGUGCAGGCUCGGGCUCGCCAGUGGUUCGGGUCGCGGAUCCCGAAGAAGCAGAUUUGUUCUUCGUUCCGUUCUUCUCAUCGCUGAGUCUCAUCGUGAACCCGGUUCGACCGCCAGGGUCGAAUUCCGGUUUGGAGAAACCGGUUUACAGCGACGAGGAGAAUCAGGAGGCGCUGGUGGAGUGGCUGGAGAAGCAGGAGUAUUGGAAGAGGAACAAUGGGAGGGAUCACGUGAUUGUGGCUUCUGAUCCAAAUGCGAUGUACCGAGUCAUCGAUCGGGUCAGAAACGCUGUAUUGCUUGUUUCGGAUUUCGGGAGGUUGAGACCCGACCAGGGAUCGCUGGUGAAGGAUGUGGUUGUGCCCUACUCGCACCGGAUCAGAACGUACCCGGGUGAUGUCGGUGUUGAAGAUCGUAAAACCUUGUUGUUUUUCAUGGGGAAUCGGUACCGGAAAGAGGGAGGGAAAAUUCGUGAUUUACUCUUUCAAAUUCUAGAAAAUGAAAAGGAUGUCAUAAUAAAGCAUGGAGCACAAUCCAGAGAGAGUCGGCGGGCAGCUUCACAUGGAAUGCAUACAUCAAAGUUCUGUUUACAUCCGGCAGGAGAUACUCCAUCAGCCUGCCGACUGUUUGAUGCUAUAGUUAGCUUGUGCAUUCCAGUGAUUGUCAGUGAUAAUAUCGAGUUGCCUUUUGAAGACACUAUAGACUACAGAAAGAUUGCUGUAUUUGUAGAAACUUCUUCAGCUAUAAAGCCAGGACAUUUGCUCUCAAAAUUGAGAGCAGUGACCCCAGAUAGAGUCUUGGAAUAUCAGAAAAAACUAAAGGAGGUUAAGCGAUAUUUUGAAUACGAAGAACCCGAUGGAGCGAUAAAUGAGAUUUGGCGCCAAGUUUCGAAAAAACUACCCCUUAUUAAAUUGAUGAUUAACCGUGAGAAAAGGCUGUUUGGAAAGGAAGUGGAGUGCUCUUGCGUAUGUACAAACCAGACUGCAGUUAUUAGAACCCUAUAGCACUUAUCCCUCUAUCAAGUUUGGCAUUCCAUGAAAUCUGUGGCUCACUCAGUUUUGUGAGGACAUUUCAAGGUGAUGAGUACAUUUAAAUCAGGGAUAAUGAUAGUUGUGAAUAUGGUUUCUCUCAUAUUUCACAUAUGGGUGACUUGACGAUAAUCUCAUUCUACUCAGCAACUAAUUCCCCAACAAAAUGCGUAUUGAGAUAUGCAAAAGAAGUUAUUACCUUAGAAAUCUUUCCAUGUUCUGCGAGGCUUGACUCAAAUCAGGUAUAUCUCGAGGCUGUGCAAUGCAUAGCUUGUCACCUGUCAUGCCCUACGAGUAUAAUACCCAAUACGUUCUGUUGUAGAUUCCAAUAUGCCCCAUAUAAGUUUACGCAUUGAGACCUAGACUAGGAGGGAGAAAUUACAUUAUACCGUGAUUGAAUUGUACAGGGUGAGAAUAAAGUUAUUAUUGUUAUUCUUAGAUCAUAAGAUAGUCUCUUUCUUUCUUCUUAUCAUUGAUAGGGCAAGUCAAAACAAUGGUGAAUGAUAGGUUGUUGCUUCCGCACUUCUCAAGUUGUUUCCUUCACUCUUUCUGGAAUGUUUUUCUUUUUUUCUUUUA
Molecule: messenger RNA, 2176 nt
Organism: Glycine soja
Lineage: Eukaryota; Viridiplantae; Streptophyta; Magnoliopsida; Fabales; Fabaceae
Product: probable arabinosyltransferase ARAD1
Exons: 3
Coding region: 56-1576 (506 amino acids)
Molecular function (GO): glycosyltransferase activity
Source: RefSeq, a predicted model, not a curated record